CACUCCAAUACCCAAAGAUAUUUACAUUUUUUAUAAAGUGUUGCAAAGAAAAGCAUCAAGCAUUCCUCAUAUUUUAGAAGAUGGGCACAGCAAGCAAAGACCAACGAGAUGUCAUUUUUAUUCGACUGGAUCUACAGGGGGUUUAGUAGUGUUUUACAGUUCUUAGGUCUUUACAAAAAGAAUGGGAAGCUGGUUUUCCUGGGCCUGGACAAUGCUGGUAAAACAACACUGCUGCACAUGUUGAAAGAUGACCGACUUGGCCAACACGUACCCACACUGCAUCCAACUUCUGAGGAGCUGACAAUCGAUGGCAUGACAUUUACUACAUUUGAUCUGGGGGGACACGUACAAGCUCGAAGAGUUUGGAAGAACUACCUGCCGGCUGUCAAUGGAGUUGUCUUUCUUGUAGACUGUGCAGAUCACGAUAGACUCACAGAAUCCAAGGCUGAACUCGAUGCUCUCCUAGGAGAUGAAACCAUAGUCAACGUGCCGGUGUUGGUGUUGGGCAAUAAAAUUGACCGUCCUGAAGCCAUCAGUGAAGGAGGACUGCGAGGAGCUUUUGCUCUUGAUGGUCAAGUUACAGGAAAGGGGAAUGUCUCUUUGAAGGAGCUGAAUGUACGACCACUGGAGAUUUUCAUGUGCAGCGUGUUGAAAAAACAAGGCUAUGGGGAAGGUUUCAGAUGGUUAUCACAGUACAUCGACUGACAUGCAGGACUGAAGCUUAACCAGAAGGGAUUUCCUUGACACGUUUUCAUGAAACGUGACAAAGAAUUUGUCUCUUUGCCAGUGUCAAGCAGCCCAAAUCGCAAAUCAUAUUAUUAAUGCAUAUUCUUUUUAAUCCUUAAAGCAUGUAUUCAGGGUUUAAAGAUUUCUAUGCAAACUUUUAAAGGUGGUUCAUGGUGAACUGUCCUACAUGUGGUAACUGAGGUGUCCAACUGCAUGGCAUGUUAAUAAGAUUACAUCAUAGCUGAUUACAAUACAUGUGCAGCCAUACAUUGUUCAAGAAUGUAGAUAUGUAGACAUCAGUGUUGCAUUAUUUAUUUUUUAGUAGACCAACUGCUUGAUGGUCGGGUUUAUAUUUUAAAACAAUUAAUUAGACAAAUGACUAAAUACAGAAGAUUAAUUUUAGUUCAUUUAAUCUAAUGAUACGCAGCCACCGCCUUUAAAGUAUAUAGUCAGAGAUGUAUGCUAAUGACUUUGGGAUUAGCAGGGAGAGAGAUUGAACUUCAAAACAAGAUAUCUUCCAGGCCAAGUACUGAGCCAAAAUAACGUCAAAUCCCCUUUAGAACCCAAAACGGAGAAAAAACAGCACAUCCCAUAAAUAAAGGCAAAGAUGAUUAAGUAAACUGAGUCAAACUGAAAAGCUCGCUGAUGAGUGUGUUCUGAUUAAUGUGCUGCUCACUUUUAGUGUUUUGAUGGCAUUGGCCUUUUAAAUUUUUUGCUCUGACAUUUACAUCUUUUCCGGUAUGUGUUGACCCAACUUGAUGUUACAUUUUGUGUUGAAGGCAGCAAAGUUGAAGUGUGCUAGUUGGACUGAAAGAAGAUUUCAUUAUUUUUGACUUUGGGAUGUUCAUACAGAAUUGAUAUGACUUUCAGUGGCUGCCCUUCCUUUAUUAUAUCAUGGAGGCAUUAGUAAUUGCGGUUGCAUUGCCCUUGAAAUGUCAGGAACCAAUAAAGAAGAAUGCCCAACUGUACUGUAGCAGAGACAGUCUUACUCGACUGCAUUUGAGAGUAGCAAAGAUUAUACAUAGUCUUUUGAAAUCUCUUCAUCUUUUCAAAAAGUAUCUACUAGUACUGCAUAAAAUGCAGUGUCUCAUAUCUCUGUGUAGUAUUGUUUGCAAUCUUAUUCAGAUCAAGCAUGGAUUAAAGUCCAGUUUGAAGCAGCAAUAUUUUAAAUAAGAAACUAAACCGAGUGGAUAAUUUAUUUUGUUUUUAUUUAUACCUGUAUUCUAGAGCCUGAGCAAUAUAUAUCAUGUAAUCAGCAUUAACAAGGUUGAAAUGCUGCAGGUAAUGUACUUUUUGACUAUCUGAAAAGAUAUGAGAGUGCACUUGCAAACAUUAAUAUGCUAACCUGUAAAUGAAUAUUCUAAUCUUAUUCUGGCUACUUCAACAUUUUUGUUUUUUGAGUCUGUGGGUGUAAACAUGCAACAUUUUCAAUAACAUUUUGAAUAUUCCCUUCUUCUCCUUUGAACAGUGUUCUGUACCAGUCACUGAACUCCUGUAAAUUAUGUAUUAUACACAUGUAAAUGUUUGUACAGUAAAUGCCCUUUAGCUGACACCAGAGAGUACUGUAGUUAUAUAUAACAAUCUAGAACUUGAAUAUAUAUAUUGAAUAUUUUAAUCAAUUACAGUAUCUGUGCAAAUAGUUUUAACUUGAAUGACAACAUGCAGAUAUAAAGAUUCGUGUGUUGGUCCCUGUGAUGAGCUG
This is a messenger RNA of Xiphias gladius (swordfish), 2428 nucleotides long. RefSeq names its product secretion associated, Ras related GTPase 1Aa (gene sar1aa). Gene Ontology annotation, biological process: intracellular protein transport; endoplasmic reticulum to Golgi vesicle-mediated transport; membrane organization. The record is from RefSeq and is a predicted model, not a curated record. Lineage: Eukaryota; Metazoa; Chordata; Actinopteri; Istiophoriformes; Xiphiidae. The transcript has 7 exons. The coding region runs from base 109 to 705 and encodes 198 amino acids. Gene Ontology annotation, cellular component: endoplasmic reticulum exit site; COPII vesicle coat. Gene Ontology annotation, molecular function: GTPase activity; GTP binding.